CACAAAGAAGAAGCUUCGUAUCUCGUUCAUUUUUAUAACCUAUAAGUAAAAUUAUAGAGGACCGGCGUCAGUGAUUUCAAAUACGUUUAUAAACAAUAAAUUUAAUAAAAAUGGCAUACAAAGGUCCACCAAAAGUACAAAAGGUAAUGGUACAACCCAUUAACCUUAUAUUUCGUUAUUUACAAAAUCGUUCACGAGUUCAAGUAUGGUUAUUUGAAAAUGUAACAUUACGAAUUGAAGGACAUAUCGUUGGAUUUGACGAAUAUAUGAAUCUUGUAUUGGAGGAAGCUGAAGAAUAUAAUACAAAAACCAAAAAUAGGAAAACAUUAGGAAGAAUUAUGUUAAAAGGCGAUAAUAUUACGUUAAUACAAAAUGUGAGCGGUGCUAGCGCUACAGCCUAGAAGAUUUAACAAAAAGAGUGAAUGAACUGUAUAAAAGUGGUGUUCGUUUAAGAUAAUGAUGAUUAAUUAGAAUAAGAUUUUAAUUUAAGCAAUUUUGUAUCUUAAGUAACAAGUUGUAAUCAAUAAACCUCAAACUUACUGCGAGUUAAAAUAAAUUUUUUUCAACAAAAA
Chrysoperla carnea is the source of this 572-nucleotide messenger RNA. RefSeq names its product probable small nuclear ribonucleoprotein E (gene SmE). Gene Ontology annotation, cellular component: U4 snRNP; precatalytic spliceosome; U2 snRNP. Gene Ontology annotation, biological process: spliceosomal snRNP assembly; mRNA splicing, via spliceosome. The transcript has a single exon. The record is from RefSeq and is a predicted model, not a curated record. Lineage: Eukaryota; Metazoa; Arthropoda; Insecta; Neuroptera; Chrysopidae. Bases 111 to 401 code for a protein of 96 amino acids. Gene Ontology annotation, molecular function: RNA binding.